AUGGCCCCCAAAUUACUGCCACAAGCUUGCUUCGAACCCCACAAGUACUUCCUGGGCACUGUCAACCACCGUACCAAUCAGUGCAUUGCCCCGGCGAACCAUGGCCGCCAAUGUUCCCAGAUUAUAAGCAAAGAAGAUGCUGCCCAAGUCACAGAGCUGACCAUGGAGGCCAUUGCCAGCACAGAUGCCAGCACAGAUCGUAUGCAGAGGUUGCAGCUUCUCCAGAGACUUGCCCUUCUCCGCUGUUGUAGUCGCUGGCAUCGACAAAAGCUCGACGAAAAUCGCCAGAUCCUGCAAGAAGUUGUUGCGAGAUACGAACAAGUCAUCGAAGACAGUCCAUGCGAAGUACCUCUGGAAUCCUCCCCUGGGAAUCCCACACGGGCACCCAGAACACCCUCAUCAGUCCGAGGUCACGGCUACGCACUCCGACCGAGGAAAGUCGAUUUGAACUCGGACGCAAACAAGACAGAUGAUAUCGAACGGCCGGCCGACCUGCUAGUUCCAUACUCCUCCUGCCGCUUUGGUGACGUGGAAAGUCUCCUGGUGAAAAGCAUCUCCGACCCCUAUGACGGCUACGGCUUCGUGUACGCCUUCGUCUGGCCCAAUGCUCCUGGCUUUGUCAAGCUAGGGUCGUGCAAAUCUUCGGUGAAUGGCCGACUCGCUCGAUGGCGGAAAUGCCAUCCUAAUGCGAAGUUAGCGCACUGCAUUGCCGUGCCAUAUCGUAAACGCGCUGAACAGCUGAUGCAUCGGCAGAUGAGCCGACAGAGACACCGCAUGGUAUCAUGUGGACGAUGUGCUAGCACGCAUCUGGAAUGGUUCAAAAUGCCCACGGAUGAAGUCAAAACUAUCAUGAACUCUUGGAAGGAGCUGCUGGAUACAUGGUCGCUCUACCAUGAGAACGGUACAGUCGCGCCGGUGUGGCAUCAAAGGCUUGGUCGUACAAGGCGCAGUAUUACUGCGAGACGACUUCUGGGGAUCUGUAAUGCCGAGUCGAAGGCAUGUCACAAGGAGGAGCCAAGACAGUGCGUCCCCAAGCAACGGAAUAUGUGCACGGUGGCUACAGAGGGGAUCACUCCGAUGGCUUCACCUCCCGAAGAAUCGACCGUGGUCCGCAUGUUGCUAGUGUGGGCUGAGGACUGGGACCUGAUUACCAUCUAUCUGGGGGAUUUUUGGUGCACGGUAUAA
Molecule: messenger RNA, 1185 nt
Organism: Zasmidium cellare ATCC 36951
Lineage: Eukaryota; Fungi; Ascomycota; Dothideomycetes; Mycosphaerellales; Mycosphaerellaceae
Exons: 1
Coding region: 1-1185 (394 amino acids)
Source: RefSeq, a predicted model, not a curated record